Molecule: messenger RNA, 3441 nt
Organism: Entelurus aequoreus (snake pipefish)
Lineage: Eukaryota; Metazoa; Chordata; Actinopteri; Syngnathiformes; Syngnathidae
Exons: 3
Coding region: 230-2707 (825 amino acids)
Biological process (GO): regulation of DNA-templated transcription
Molecular function (GO): nuclear retinoic acid receptor binding
Source: RefSeq, a predicted model, not a curated record
AUGGCUGCUUGAAAGAACAAUAACGUCCGAAAUGUUUUGCCUUGAAUUGAUUUGAACGUGUGAUUAUGACAAGGCCGUGUAGAUCCAAAAAGCUGGAGGCAAAUAUGGAUGAAUAAAGGUGGACGUUGUGUUUAGUGGCUCACUAACUAAACUAGCAAGAAUGGAUCAUUAGUAUGUCUCCCGCAAGUUGUUGAUCAAUUCCCGCAAGUGUUGGAGAAGAAGAAGAAGCAUGUAUUCAUCUUGUAGCGAACAUCAUGCAGCUCAAAGGACAGGUAUCUUCUACCAGGCCAUGCCUGCCAUAGGAGCUGAUGGCAAGAACGUCAUGUCGCUGAUCCCUGUUCAAAUGGUUAAUGGAAAUAUUGUCCAAACUCAAAAAAACAAGCCUCAAACAUGCAAGUUUAUACCAGUAACCGUUGGACCUGCACCUGUUCUCAAUGGAAGAAAGGCACUCAUGGCUUCUUUAGCCACCCAACACACAGUCAGCAGUCCGGCUUCCUUUGGGAAUUCCUUGCCCAAUCAACUUGGUAUAGCAGACCAAAGGCUGGCGCUUGGCGUGUCGUUAAAUCACCACCCGUUAAGGAUUGUUGAACCGCACCGCAGAAGCCAUGUGCAAGAAGUUCCAGCAUCUCAACCUCCCUCUUGCAGAAGGAGACAGAUUUUCACUCCAUUAACGAACACCUUAUCGACUUCAGACCCGACCUGUAGGACCAAUGGAUCGUCCAAGACAUCCGUCUAUGAAAGCAAUGCUGUUUCAAACCAUUCCGAAGCUGAGAGUAUUUGGUCUGCAUCGCCUCAGACGUCACUGUCACUGGGCAUAUCCAAUGCACAUUUGAAAUUAAUUCCAAAGGUAUCCCAUAGGUCCAACAGCCCAAUGAAGUGGGUGAUCGAAGAAGUUAACUCCAAUGAGUCAUCUACUGAACUUUCACAUUCUUUGACAGUUAGUUCCAAUUCAUUUCAAACAACGGAACAGGGCAGCAAGAAUGUUGGGAUAGUGCCAAGUCUUAGUUCCAAAACUUUUCCAACAACGGAACAGGGCAGCAAGAAUGUUGGGAUAGUGCCAAGUCUUAGUUCCAAAACUUUUCCAACAACGGAACAGGGCAGCAAGAAUGUUGGGAUAGUGCCAAGUCUUAGUUCCAAAACUUUUCCAACAACGGAACAGGGCAGCAAGAAUGUUGGGAUAGUGCCAAGUCUUAGUUCCAAAACUUUUCCAACAAUGGAACAGGGCAGCAAGAAUGUUGGGAUAGUGGAAAGUCUUAGUUCCAAGACUUUUCCAACAAUGGAACAGGGCAGCAAGAAUUUGGGGAUAGUGGAAAGUUUUAGUUCCAAGACUUUCCAAAUAAUGCAACAAGGCAGCAAGAAUGUUGGGGUAGUGCAAAGUCUUAGUUCCAAGACUUUCCAAACAAUGGAACUGGGCCCCAAGAACGAUGGGGUAGUGGAAAUAAUGAAGCCUGUUCAUCCAUCGGGCUUGACAAGAAACUCUCGAAGUGAAGCUGAUUGUCAUAAAGCCUUGGUCAUAUAUGACGGCACUGUGUUUUUUGCAUCCACAAAGUGCAACGUUUCACUUCCAACAGGGAGCCAGGAAACCUUUUCGACCGCUGCAGCUGAAAAAGUUUGCCGUUGCAAAGAAUUCCCAGUAGCAUCACCCCAGAGUUCACUCAUUAUUUCAAAGGAGCCAAAUGAAGUGAUUGACCUUUGCAAUGACAAUAAUCCAGAGGAUUUGUGUCAGACAACACCAUUAGCUGUUCCUUUGGAUGAAGAUAAUGUGAUAUUUGUGUCCUAUAUUCCACCAAACCCGAAGUCUGUGCCAACACUGUGCCCGGUAGCUGAAACACUUGAGAAUGAAACCGACCAGACAAGCAUAAAGAGCCUGAACAGUGUGACUGAACACAACAAGGCAAACCUCAAUGGUUCCAGUUCUGUCCUUAAUCAACUAACACGCAAACACACAAACGGAAUCCCUACUGAAAGAAGACUACAACCUGACCAGAGCAUGUUGGCCAGCACAGAAACUCAUAAAAUUGAUGUCAUAAGCAGUCAAUACAGGACGAAGCAACAGAUGGACAACGUGGAGCUGGCCUUAGAAAUGAAGAGUUUGUCAGAUUCCAGUAUUUCAGAUCACAACAACAGAGGAUCCACGGAUGAAAUCAAGAUCUCGACAAAUGCAGAACCAGUGUGCAGAUCUUCCAGAAACCACAAAAGUGACCACCUUUACAGGAAAAUGUUUGGGAUUACAUCUGAGGUGAACAUUUGCCUGCAGAAGAUGAACACUGUAUCAUCUGAGGAGUCUGAAGAGAAGAGAUCCUUGUUGAAACGGAAGGAACUUUGUUGGCAGGACUCUGACAUUAAAAAAAGGAAACUCUCAGACAAAGAUCAUUUGCCAGGAGUUACAAUUACUCUAAGUCCGGAUGCACAUGCUUUGUGUGAUCUGGACCCGGAUUCAGUGGUUGGUUACGUGGAGCCGAUAGAUGACGAUCUCCCCGACAUGGCUGAAUCACACGCCACCAACUCCCAGGACUCGGCUGUCCAGCACCUCAACAGUGUUCCUAUGGACACAAGCAGAAUGGGAAGGGCCAGGAAGCGCACAAAGUGUCCAUGUUGUGUCUCCGGCGGUCUGAGGGUGGACGUCCCGGCCAGGCCAAGAGUGCUCAAAGUAAGGAAAGAGUGUAAAAGUGGUGGACGUCAGCAAAAGUUCAAAUCAAACAAGUGAAUGUAAGAACCGACCUGAAUCAGAAACACUUGAAGUUCUAAAAGCAGCACAUUUUGUUGUACUAUUUGAAGUUAGACUGCAAUGCACCAGUUUGUGUUAUUUGGAAAUGUUACACAACAGAUGUCCUACACUGACCAUCCCUGUCAACAUUUACACUCAAGUAAGGAAAUCCCUUUUUGCAAUUCCAUCCCUAUUUUUGCUGGUAUAUUUUCCUAUGCUGCUGAAAUAGGAACUUUAAUUCUCGUCUGCACUAUAUUGUAACUUUCAUAGAAUUGUGUAAGUAUUUUUAAAAAAGGGAUAUUUCUAAAACCUUGAUUGUAUCGUUCUCAAGUGUUGUUCUCAUAACGCUACGUUUAGACGAGUGUAAAAAUAGUGAAUAAUGUCCCUGUUACUGUCUCGGCAGCCUCAGGUCUAACGCCACUGGUCUGUAAUGUUACCAGCCAGGACUCCUCCUGAUGACAACACUAACAUUUCUUUGCACGCCUUGUAUUAGUUCUUUCAAGUCUCUAUGUCGACACGUUGGCUUGAUUUCUUUGCCUUGGCCCGUUAUUUCAGGAUAGGAUGUUACUGAAGGAAUCAAUAAAGUACUAUCUACUUAUCAAACCAACUGUUAGCAAAUGACACGUUUGUUUAAUUCAGUACUGUACAGGCAUGUAUGUCAAAGAUACGCUUACCUCUCUAAUAAAAUUGUUGAAGCACUUUUAUAUUAACAUUAUUUUAUACAAUAAAAACAG